UGGAGUUUAGACCAGCGGUUAGUGAUGUUAAUGCGCGGUUCGCUUCUGAAGGAAAGUCAUCAGAGCGAUGCACACAAUGCAGUCGCGGCCCAGGCACCAGACUUUCACGUGCGCCAGACGACCGCGGUCACAGUGACGUAAAUCUACCAUCCCCAUCUUCCCAUAGUCGUGUUGCUACGACUUCACUGCACACCCUCUGGGCCACACAUUCCCUCAACCAUGGUAUCUCUACAAAAUAUCACGGGGCGCGUCCCCAGUCUUCUCCUCACCACGCUAUCCUCAAAAGCGUCCUGCCGACAAAUAUUACCUUCAAUUCCUGAUGGCAGAUACUAUUCUGAUGCGAGUUCUAAAACCUCAAACCCGGUAAAAGACGAGGCUCAAAAGGUCGGCGGCAAGACUUCCGACGAUCAAAAGCCCAAGAAAAAGACGCAAGCUGAGCUCGACGCGGAGUUGAUGGCAAAGAUGGCCGGACUCGACGGCGAGGGAGGAGAAGCCGGGAUCGAAUAUGAGGACGGAAAGCCAGCGUCAAUGAAGAGAAGCGUGAAGAACAACAUGUUCCGCUACAUAUGAUCAUGCGAUCCUUCGAAGUCUCUGCCGAAUAGAGUCGACCUUUGAGAAGAUACCCGGUGCUCACGUAUAGCAUGACGAUAUUUCCAGAUCAGGAGAUAUCGUGAGUGUCUGAGAGACUGCCAUGCCACUGCCACGAUGCGUGGCGUUCUGAAUGAAGAGCUUCAUGCGGGUAGCACAAUUAACACAAGCGGACAUCGUCCAAGCAACCGUUGUCUGGGGUUCCCAAGUCCUCAAGACCCUGAGCGCAUCCUCACUAUAGAUUUGAGUAGCCCUGCAAUUAUCCAGCUUGAGACCCAUAAGGAAAGCUUUGUGCUUCUCAUACAUUGUGGUAAGACCCGAAGUUGCGAAAACUUUGUAGUUGUAGGUGCAUAUAUCGAGUCUGAAUGCGCCAGCAUUCAAACGUGGUGAAUGACAAUACGCUAAGGCGGACCAUUUGAGUAA
Molecule: messenger RNA, 1011 nt
Organism: Alternaria rosae
Lineage: Eukaryota; Fungi; Ascomycota; Dothideomycetes; Pleosporales; Pleosporaceae
Exons: 2
Coding region: 220-570 (116 amino acids)
Source: RefSeq, a predicted model, not a curated record